AAUUUGAUCACAACCAGAAAGGUCAACUCCUCCCCCCUCUCAUAUAGUUUGUACUUCUCUCUGCACGUUCUCUCUUAUAUAUCUCUCUUCAUCUCUCCCUAUUUCUAUCCCCGUUUCUCACCCUUGGUUUUAUGUUGCAACUUCUGGUUUUUUUAACUUCCUCAACUCUCUCUCCCCACACACACCACACCCACCCCACCCCACCCCCCCAAAACCCAACCCCGCCCCACACUAAGAUUCUGUAUUAUAGUUUCUACUUUUUCCUCAUUCUUUUAAUCAUCUCUUUCGGUUAUAUAUAAAUCUCUCUUUUUAGAAUCAAAAGGCCCUCAUCAGGCAGCAUAAACCUAGCAGCUGCCCUCUCUGUCAUGGAGAAGUCUUGCAAUUCAUCGUUGAUCAAAGCUGUUCCUUCAAAAGAAACCUCAUACUCAUGCACAGAGGAGGAGAGUGGUUGGACUGCUUACUGAGACUUCUCGAACAACAAUAAUAAAAGAAAAGAAGAACAAGAACAAGAAGAACAAGAAGAACAAGAAGGAGGAGGAGCGCAAAGUUUUGGAUACACCUCUUCUUUGGUUUCUGAUGCUGCUUCUGGUGCUGCAUGGAAAUUAGCUUCCCACAACAAUCAAAGCAAUGCAGGCUCUAUUGGGGUACCACCCAAUAAUUUUCCCAGGAAAUUAAGCUUCAAGAAAACAAGAACCAAAAAGAUUUCUGGUGAUGAUUUGGAGGACACUGCUAGUUCUCCUGUUAAUAGUCCCAAGAUUGGUGAUUUGAGACCAGUUGAUAUAAAUCCCAGAAAGAUAGACGAUCAUCAUAUGAAUAUGAAUUCUUUGGGUAAUGAGGGGACUACUGUAGAACAUUUUGCAGAGAUAGAACAGACACAUGAUGAAAAAAGUAGUGAUUGUACGGACUUAAAGAACAAAGGGUUCUGCUUGGUUCCCAUGUCCUGGUUGGUGAACUAUAUUGGUUAAUUUCACGUUUUGCAAUGAAGAAUCUCACCUUUACCUCUCUGCUAGUUGAUGCUUCUUCCGUAACUUCCUGUAUAAAGGAAAUAUCUGUCCAUUAGUGUGUGUGUAGUGUGUAUAUAGUUCUUGUAAGAUAUGUGAUCAUUCUCUCUC
This is a messenger RNA of Pyrus x bretschneideri (Chinese white pear), 1112 nucleotides long. Its product is annotated as vascular-related unknown protein 1. NCBI's taxonomy places the organism in Eukaryota, Viridiplantae, Streptophyta, Magnoliopsida, Rosales, Rosaceae. The record is from RefSeq and is a predicted model, not a curated record. Gene Ontology annotation, biological process: xylem development.